Frankliniella occidentalis (western flower thrips) is the source of this 603-nucleotide messenger RNA. RefSeq lists its product as uncharacterized. Bases 137 to 445 code for a protein of 102 amino acids. NCBI's taxonomy places the organism in Eukaryota, Metazoa, Arthropoda, Insecta, Thysanoptera, Thripidae. The record is from RefSeq and is a predicted model, not a curated record. The transcript has 2 exons.
GUACACCGCCGAGGCGGCGGCCAACUGUCACCGGCCCCUCGCCGAUAAGGACCAGAGCGCCAGCGCAUCGCGCUUGGCGCGAAUAGCGGCCAGUGAGACACGGGCGUCCAGUCAGUGAAGGAUCUUCGUCACCGCCAUGAGAACCCUUCUAGUGGCCAUUCUGACGGUAGUGGCGGUGGUCGCCGCCGCGGCCGCGGCCGGCAGCGAGGACUUCUGCUCGCGGUGCGACACCAGCGGCCUGCGGUACCGGCUCGUCCGCGGCGCGGCCGAGGCGGGGGCCUGCGACACGGGCGUGUACUGCGACUGCGACCGCGGCAGGGAGGAGCGGUGCUUCCUGUGGGUGCUGGGCCGCAGGUUCAACGAGGAGGCGCAGCGGUGCGAGUUCAACUUCGACUGCCACGCGUGGCUGGACGACAACAACACCACUGGGCUAAAGCGGGGUUGACCCGCUCUGGGGAUACCGCGCGGUAAUUUCUUUGUGAUUUUUAAAAUGUAGUAUUGGUGUUCUCUGACUUUAUGUUGUACAAAGCAGAUCAAAAAAUGCAAUGAAAUAUCAAUGUAUAUAAAAUAAACUUUUACUCGAACCCGAGAAGACUUUAGAAA